GUGUGUGUGUGUGUGUGUGUUACAGUGCAGCAGGGCAGAUACAAGAUUAGACACGAUCUGUGACACACACACAGCUCAGUCUUCCUGAACAACAUGGACGGUGCCCUAAAGGCUUUGCUGCUGGCAGCCCUGAUUCUUCUGGUUUCUGCCCAGACAUCUGAUAACUACAGAAGCUUGAAUGUGUUAGUGAGAAAACACGUUGACAAAGUGCUGAAAAAGGCAAACCAAGACUUUGGAACGGGUUAUCAUAUUGCUUUUCAUUCACUCAUCACAACUCCAGUGACUAGAGAGAGCAUCCUGAACGUAAAUGUCCUUCUGAAAGUCACAACAUGCAAGAAGACUUCAACUGAUGCAUAUGAGCACCGAGAUGAAUGUAAUGAACAAAAAGAAAAAACGCCCGUGAUUGACUGUCUUGUGUGUAAGACGAAUGAUGGUAAUGAACUGGUUGACUGUGCCAAGAAGAUUGAUGUCAGUAAUCAAAAGCACACUGAAAUUCGAGGCAAAUGUAUUGAUCAUCUCACUGGAGGAUUAAGCCUUGUGUCGCGGCAAUGGAUUCCUGAGGAUAAUAAGAAGCAGGGUCGAUGUCUCGGAUGUGUGUGAAGCUGCACAAAUCACAACAGCACAAAUUAAAGGGAUAAAGGAUAUUUAAAAAAUCUAACCAUUUUUAAUCUGGGCACUGAAAUAGUUAAUAUAGUAGCAAAUAAUUAUGAAUUUUUUUUAAAUAACCACAUUUUGUUGUAUUACAAGUGAAAAGUGAUCUGAUUAAAUAGAGAAUUUGGGUUCAGGUCUUCACUGUUAUAAAAGGAAAUGUAGUGAUGGGCAAAGAUUUACUUUAUGAAACCGUGAUUACACACAUUAAUAAAUAAAGCACAUUUAAGAGGAGUGUGUUGUACUUGAUUCUGUACUUAAUCAUUUCAUUAUCUCAGUCUAUAUUUGUUUUGUUGCCUGGUCAAACCAUUUCACCUGGUGGAAUGAACUGAAAUAUUUCUCUUCUCAACUGACGUUCUAGCACAGGGGUCUCAGACUCGCGGCCCGGGGGCCAAUUGCGGCCCGCGGAACGAUAUUUUGUGGCCCCCUACUUGAAAUCAAAGCUUGUUGUUAGUGCGGCCCGCCCCCACUAACUUUUUCUCACAUGCACCUGCGUGAGUCAUUGCCCUGGGCGUUUUAUAUUUUUUAACACUUGUGGGCUACCAUAGCUCAGGCUCGUGACAACAACACGAAUUAUCAACGUUGGUCACUUGAAACGUGUUUUGGGAGUGUUACCCAGUGCAAAUACGUUUUUUUUUUUUUGUCACCCAAACAUGUCUCUUUCAAAACCUGCCAUGAAGAGAAAGGUUGGCGAUGAGCACAGACAAUUUCAGGAGAAGUGGGAAACGGAAUAUUUUUUUGUAGAGCACAGGGGCAUUCCGACGUGUCUAAUAUGCACAGAUAAACUUGCAGUGCACAAGGAGUAUAACAUCAGACGUCAUUACUCAACUAGACAUGCUGAGGAGUAUGCAAAAUACCAGGGAGAUGAGCGAGAGGACCGGGUCGCCAAACUGAAAACAUGUCUACUGAGGCAACCAGAUUUUUUCAAGAAAGCAAGCAAAGAGAGUGAUGCAGCAGUCGAAGCUAGCUACGUGGUGAGUGAGAUGAUUGCUGAGGCAGGAAAGCCAUUCAAAGACGGCGAGUUCAUCAAACAGUGCAUGUUACAGGCUGCAAGUAUAGUCUGUCUGGAAAAGAAAGGUCAGUUUAGCAACAUCAGCCUUUCAGCCAACACAGUGGCAGAGCGCAUUUCUGACCUGUCGGAUAACAUUUACGAUCAACUGCGUGAGAAAGCUAGACAUUUCCAUUCAUACUCAGUCGCUCUUGAUGAGAGCACAGACGUCACUGACACUGCGCAGCUCGCAAUAUAUGUCCGUGGUGUUGGUGACAAUUUUGAAGUGAUGGAGGAUUUGCUCACAAUGAUUCCAAUGCAUGGCCAGACCACCGGUCAGGAGAUAUUCCACCAGCUGUGUGAUGCCAUUGUGGAUGCCGGCUUACUAUGGAAGAGUUUUGCUGGAAUAACAACCGACGGAGCGCCAUCGAUGACGGGGAGGAGAAAUGGACUGGUGGCACUUGUUCAAAGAAAACUGGAAGAGGAGGGUGUGGAAGAGGCCAUUGCUUUGCACUGCAUUGUCCAUCAGCAGGCCCUUUGCAGCAAAUGCCUUAAGUUUGACAAUGUGAUGUCUGACGUUGUGAAAUGCAUCAACUAUAUCAGAUCCAGGGGCUUAAAGCACCGGCAGUUCCGCACCUUUUUGGAGGAAAUAGAGUCAGCAUAUGAGGAUGUGCUCUACUUCACCGAGGUACGUUGGCUUAGCAGGGGGGACGUCUUGAAGAGGUUUUUUGAGUUGAGAGCAGAAGUGAGAGCCUUCAUGGAUAAGGAUGGGAUGGCUGUUCCUGUACUAAGUGAUCCCAAAUGGCUAAUGGACUUAGCUUUUCUUGUUGACAUCACACAGGAGCUGAAUGUACUGAACAAGAAGUUACAAGGCCAGGGCCAGCUUGUCAGUGUUGCAUAUGACAGUGUCAGAGCAUUCUCUACAAAACUUGUGUUAUGGAAAGCCCAGCUUUCUCAGACAAACCUCUGCCAUUUCCCAGCGUGCAAGGCGCUCAUGGAUUCAGGCACACCAUUCAGUGGUGAGAAGUAUGCUGAUACCAUUCUAAAGCUACAGGAAGAAUUUGAUCACAGGUUUGCAGACUUCAAGACACACAGAGCCACGUUUCAAAUUUUUGCUGACCCCUUCUCCUUCGAUGUAGAAGAUGCCCCCCCCUGUGGUUCAGUUGGAGCUAAUUGACCUGCAGUGCAGUUCUGAACUCAAAGCCAAGUUCAAGGAGGUGAGUGGAAAAACAGACAAGCUUGGACAAUUUAUGAGAGAAUUGCCCCCCACGUUCCCUGAGCUUUCCAAGAUGUUCAAGCGAAUCAUGUGCCUUUUUGGGAGCACCUAUCUGUGCGAAAAGCUCUUCUCCACUACGAACUUUAAUAAAUCAAAGUUCAGGUCCAGACUUACAGAUGAGCAUCUUCGAGCCAUACUGAGGGUCUCAGUUGCUUCCUCCCUCAAGCCAAAUGUGGCUCAGCUGUGUAAGAGGAAGCGCUGCCAAGUCUCUGGCAGCAAGGAGUAGGAGGAAGUAAGAGAAACCUAUGUUCUGAAGAACCGUUCAUGUUCUGCAUGUUCUGAAUAGUUAUUACUAAAGAUUAAGAAGAUUGGAUCGGUUGUACUGUUUUUGGAAUACUUGAAAUCCUUUUUUUGUGGAAUACUUGAUGCGGCCCAGCCUCACCCAUACUCUACCUCCAGCGGCCCCCAGGUAAAUUGAGUAUGAGAUCCCUGUUCUAGCACUUUUAAAGUCUGUGUCCAUAAAUUGAUUUAUUUAUUUUAAUUUAUUUAUUUAUUUAUUUAUUAUUAAUUCCAAGUGUCUUUCAGUUUCAGAAAACGAUCACUUUCUUGUACUGCAGCCAUUUAGACAAGGAAGACAGCAUUUUAGCUGUAUCAAAGCAAACCUGCCAAAAUCUCAGAACUGACUCAUAACUGGUGUAAAUGUAGUAUAUUCAGGAAGACAAGGUAUUCCUUCAGUGCAGUAGUCAUCUGGCCUCCACUUUGAUUUAAAGAUUUGUUGUCUGUCAUGUACACAAAUUGUUGAAAAGCAGCCUUGGUAAGUUUGUGGCUCACUAGUCUCCUUGUGGUUAUUUUCCAUAGUAAUUCUGUAAGUCUAAACACAUUACCAAUUACUAGACAUCAAGGUGUCGGAGUAACCUGAGCUGCCAUUUAAAGCUUUGUAAACCAAUUCAAGUACAAGUGCAAGUCUCACAUCAGUAAGUAGUGUUUUGUUAACACUAUUAACACUACUAAUGUUGGGCCACCACAUGCUGCUAGAACAGCUUCAGUGCUCCAUUGAUUCUCCAAGUCUCUGAACUCA
Messenger RNA from Ictalurus punctatus (channel catfish), 3930 nucleotides. RefSeq names its product general transcription factor II-I repeat domain-containing protein 2. The record is from RefSeq and is a predicted model, not a curated record. Lineage: Eukaryota; Metazoa; Chordata; Actinopteri; Siluriformes; Ictaluridae. Bases 1302 to 2813 code for a protein of 503 amino acids. The transcript is spliced from 4 exons.